Molecule: messenger RNA, 1303 nt
Organism: Oreochromis aureus
Lineage: Eukaryota; Metazoa; Chordata; Actinopteri; Cichliformes; Cichlidae
Product: ras-related protein Rap-1b
Exons: 8
Coding region: 154-708 (184 amino acids)
Biological process (GO): negative regulation of synaptic vesicle exocytosis; Rap protein signal transduction; cellular response to cAMP
Cellular component (GO): plasma membrane
Molecular function (GO): GDP binding; GTPase activity; GTP binding
Source: RefSeq, a predicted model, not a curated record
CUCUUGCGUUCGCCGUGUCGAACUUGACGUCAGCGCGUCGGGAGCAGGAGGGAGCGGCUCUGGUCGAGCGACGUUCACUGCGAACAGGAGAGAGAGUGAGCGGCGGAGAGCGCAGCGGAGCGGACGGGUGGAUGACUCAGACAGACAGUCAGGAUGCGUGAAUACAAACUGGUUGUUUUAGGAUCAGGAGGCGUCGGCAAGUCAGCUCUGACUGUCCAGUUUGUUCAGGGAAUCUUUGUGGAGAAAUACGACCCCACGAUAGAGGACUCCUACAGGAAGCAAGUCGAGGUCGAUGGACAGCAGUGUAUGCUGGAGAUCCUGGACACAGCAGGAACAGAGCAGUUCACAGCAAUGAGAGACCUGUACAUGAAGAAUGGCCAGGGCUUUGCUCUGGUUUACUCCAUCACGGCUCAGUCCACCUUCAACGACCUUCAAGACCUCCGAGAGCAGAUCCUCAGAGUGAAGGACACGGAGGAUGUUCCCAUGAUCCUGGUUGGAAAUAAAUGCGAUCUGGAGGUGGAGCGUGUGGUGGCCAAAGAGUCGGGCAUUGGUCUCGCUCGCCAGUGGAACUCCUGCGCCUUCCUUGAGACCUCGGCCAAGAGCAAGAUUAACGUCAACGAGAUCUUCUACGACCUUGUCCGACAGAUCAACAGGAAGAGUCCAGUUCCAGGGAAAACCCGCAAAAAGUCCACUUGUCAGCUUCUCUAAUGGCAGAUUCCUGCUCACCUGAUAACCAACCAACCAACCAAUCACAGGACAUCUUCCAGCUGGCCACGCCCCUUUAACACAACCAUGUCAUCAUCAGCAUCAGCCACUCUGUUACCAUGACGAUCGCUUCUCCCAUCCUUCAUCACACAAUGUAAAGGAGACUGUUGCCUUGGAAACAUUAAAACAGAACAUCAAAGGACUGCAACGGCGGUGGCGAUGAUGAUGAUGAUUCUGCUGUUGCGGGAAUGCAGGGGCUUGAUUUAAACUACAGUUCCCAUCAUGCUCUCUGCUAGGCUGUUUUUGCAGUGGGGAGUGGCUUCUUGCAUUCUUUUCUUUUUAAAAAAUUUUAAACUUUUCUUUUUUCGUUUCUUUCGCCUUAUUGUUUUCCGGCAGCCCUGAGCCAAUCACACGCAGUGUGACCGUCAGCUGUGUCGGCAUCGCCGCGGUGAUGACGGUGCCGCCGCCACAGCUGACCGUGUGUGUAUGUGGCUCUGGUGAAACCUGUGGAUUCAUACAGUGGUUAUUAUUACAGUGGUUGUUAUUAUGAUUCUGUGUGAAAACAAUUAAGUCAUUUUAUGUUUUUGAUUUUUGGGGA